AAAAACAGUUUCUCCAUCAGAGAAGACGUCCGAGAAUCCGCUCUCUUCGUGUGUAGCUCCGGGCACCGACGAGACUGGCGUUGGUGGGAUCGAGACAAAAAUCAGGGCAGUCUCGAUCGGUCAACAGCAGGAGGGGGGGAGGCUACGUGCAAAGCGCGCCGCGAAAGCCUCUAUCAGCACUGAAGCGUGAGGGCCGCCGUGCUCGACCUUUGCGUGGCCACGUGACCCAACAUCCGAUAGACUCUCUAUAAACGGACACGCACCGAUUUCGCCACCAUCGAGUGGUCCGACAACAUCCACAAGCAUGCUGCUCGCCGUGCUCGUCGUCGCUGCCGCUCUGGGUUUCACGGAGCCGCUCCGGUGGCCCUUUGGAGGCCAGAGCAACAAGGAUGGCUUCGUGAUAACGGCACCCGGUGUCAAGCUGGACAACAGCACUGCAGGAGAGUCCAAUGCUACCGGGCCAGACCGUGGCGACAGGUGCCAGUGCGUGGGAGCGGACUGCGGCUGCUGCAUCCACAUGAGCGUCCCCAGGAUAGGGCUCAACGACACGGGGUGCGUGAACGUGACCUACAACUCCGCUCAGUAUGCUCUCUCCUUCACCGUCUCACUGGGAGACAGCAUUGUCUUCAACAGAACGAUUUCAGGCAAGGAUCCGCCGCGGAUGUGCUUCUCGGCCCCGCAGAUCGAGCGCCUGGCCCGCCUCUGCCUGCACUUCUACAACAUGAGCUACAGCAGGGACCGGGUGUCGGGCUGCCUGCGCAUGGAGGCCAUGGUGCUCGGAGAGGUGGUGGCCUCCUACCAGCUGGGCUGCUUCGACCUCGCCGACGUCCGCACCCGCAUCCGCGACGCUCUGGCCGGAAUGAGGCCCUUCCGGCCGCAGUUGGACGCCACAGACUUUGUUCAGAGCAACCGCGUAAGCAACUCCCCGGGAGUUGCGAACGUCCGCUGAUGCUGCCCAUGAAGCUUGCACGGACGCUUGGAGUGUAUGUGCGGAAAUCUUGUGACCGUUUUGAACCGACUCGAAGGUAAACGAGCCUGGGUCUUGACGGGAGCGAGGCAGCGAGCUUCCGGACAAGGUCCAGGAGCGGCGCCGUGGUUUCGUGCUAGCUACCGAAAAGGAGCGACGGCCUUGCCAAUGAACACUUGGGGCAGCAUAGACCAUUCCAGAAAAGAGCUCCUGGCCGGUGUCAUUUUCAACGUUUGAGAGUAUGUCGCAUGGUUUGCUCGCAUUUAGCAGUGACGAACGUGCACACGGUGGGCUGUGGAUUUGUAAACAUUGAAAUAAUGCAUAUUGACUUUUGCUUUA
This is a messenger RNA of Ixodes scapularis (black-legged tick), 1306 nucleotides long. RefSeq lists its product as uncharacterized. The transcript has 4 exons. Bases 305 to 949 code for a protein of 214 amino acids. The record is from RefSeq and is a predicted model, not a curated record. NCBI's taxonomy places the organism in Eukaryota, Metazoa, Arthropoda, Arachnida, Ixodida, Ixodidae.